Messenger RNA from Blastocystis hominis, 652 nucleotides. RefSeq lists its product as hypothetical. Gene Ontology annotation, molecular function: ubiquitin protein ligase activity; metal ion binding. The record is from RefSeq and is a predicted model, not a curated record. The coding region runs from base 83 to 652 and encodes 189 amino acids. The transcript is spliced from 4 exons. Gene Ontology annotation, cellular component: HULC complex; nucleus. NCBI's taxonomy places the organism in Eukaryota, Bigyra, Opalinata, Blastocystidae.
GAAGAAAACGGCGCUGGAGAUGAUUGGAGAGGAGGAGAGCUAUCGACAGAUGUGGAAACGGAGCGAGCGGAAGCGAGAGGAGAUGGAGAAGCGCGUGGAGGAGCUGGUGGAGGCGAAUCGGGGGCUGAAAAUCGCGGGGAUGCGCGAUCGACGUCGAUUUGAGGAACGGUUGCUGUCGACGAAGGACGAGGACGAGAGAGAAGUGGUGAACGCGAUGCAGGAAGAGAUGAGGCGGUAUAAGGCGGAACUGAUGUGUCCGCUGUGCAAAGUCCGGCCGAAGGAAUGUAUUUUAGCGAGGUGCCAGCAUAUUUUCUGCAGAGAGUGCAUCGAUGAGAGAAUCAAUAAGCGAGAACGGAAAUGCCCGCGGUGCUUGAUUCCCUUCGGGGUGGAUGAUGCCAAGAGGGUCUGGGUCAUUAACGAUUCGCAGCUGUUUGAGGAGUUGAAGGAGGAAUCGAAGAAUAAAUGGAGUGUUUGUUUCAACUACCUUUGCUUUUGUCAAUCAGGCAUUCAUUGCUCGUGGAUCAGCAUGGAGGAGGUUCGUGAGAGAUUGUUGCAGCGAAUUGGGGGGAUGGAUGAUAUUGUUGACUUGAUUCUGGAGAGAUUCAAGCAGGACGCAGAUCCCAAGCCGUCGCGAUUUGACCUGUGUGGCUAA